This is a messenger RNA of Ostreococcus lucimarinus CCE9901, 1299 nucleotides long. RefSeq lists its product with no specific name. The transcript has a single exon. The record is from RefSeq and is a predicted model, not a curated record. Lineage: Eukaryota; Viridiplantae; Chlorophyta; Mamiellophyceae; Mamiellales; Bathycoccaceae. Bases 1 to 1299 code for a protein of 432 amino acids.
AUGGAUGUUAAAUCGGCGAUGAAGUCGGUGUCGGCGUCGCCGCCGACGUGGUCGCCGCCGAAGCCGAAGCCGAAGCCGAAGCCGAAGCCGAAGCCGAAGCCGAAGCCGAAGCCGAAGCCGCCGUCGCCGUCGCCGCCGUCGCCGUCGCCGCCGCCACCGCCGAAGCCGACGACGGCGAUCGAGCCGAUCAUCGAUCCGAAGUGCGACGAAUGGACGGCAAAGCUCGCGGCCGCGGCGUCGGCUCCAGAGUUUGAGUAUGAUUUUCCCGCGUACACGUGCUCGAACGAGCACGAGGCGCCGUGCAUUCAGGAUUUUCAAUUCAUGAAGCUGCAGCCGGACGCGUGCGAUGUGUUGAAGAGGGACGAGGACUGGCCGGGGAGGUUCAUGCAGCGAGCGCCGGGCGUCAAAAAUGGAGGCGAUCUCGUGCGCGCGCUGGGCGCUGAUAAUACGAUCGUUGUCAUCGGGGCUUCGAUGACCAAACAAAUAGAAAUCGCUAUGGACUGCAGCAUUCGGCGCGCGGGCGUCGACAAGUCUCAAUCUGCGAAAAUCAUGAAGCGAUGGGGGUGGGCGAGAUGGUCGUUCGAUAGUCAAACGUGUGAACUGGAUCACAUGGUGGCGGCUCGGACGGGGGGUGACAUUAACUAUUGGUUCUCGGCGAAGGAGUACGUCGACGGAUGUUGGAAGGAUACGAAGGCGUUCGACAUCAAUGUGCUCGGUUGCGAAGGCGCCAUUGACGACUGUGACGCGUCCUCACGCGUCGUCGUACUGAUGUACAACAUCGAGCAUUACGGGGGACUCGGUAACGUGGAAUUUUUCGAAAAAGAGACCGAGUUUCUCGUGAAGCGAGCCGUAUCGUUGGGCGCCAAGGUGGUUCUCGCCACGAGCCCGCCUAAGCACUUCAGCGCCGAUGGCGCGUAUAGUAAAGAGGCAUACAUAACGAAAAUCAAGAGUGAAACAGUGUGCACGUGUACACCAACGGUCGAGUCGAUAGACAAAAACCCGGCGUGGCGCGGCUAUUUCGAAGCCAUCGAACGUCUGUCGCGAAUACCGGGCGUUCUCGGCGUCAUCGAUAUUUUACGGUCGUCCAUGAAAGAAUUCUACCGUAGUCACAAAGGCGGUCACUGCGGGUAUUAUGUGGACGAAGUUCCGGGCGAGAAUUCGCAAAAGCCCAAGCGCGAGGUGAAGUAUAAAGCGUGCUGCGAUUGCACGCACUACUGCUUCGAUCCAGCGCUCUGGGACCAAUACUUCCUCGAUCCUCUCGUCGACAUUUUAGACCGCGGGACAUCGCCCGCGAGUUAG